Molecule: messenger RNA, 2541 nt
Organism: Prorocentrum cordatum
Lineage: Eukaryota; Dinophyceae; Prorocentrales; Prorocentraceae
Source: the annotation of a GenBank genome assembly
AUGGACGCCGAUGACGACGACGAAGCCCACAAUCUCAUCUUCCAGAAGUACGAGACCAACACCAAGACGAGGCUCGCCCUCGUCUUCGGCCAGCUCGUCACACACGCGCUGAUAUCCAUCUGCACCGAUUCCGAGUACCCAAGCACGAGGGAGGCCAUCAAGCGCCACCGUGGUCAUGUGCGCAUUGAGGAGCUGCCGUUCGAGGACUGCUACCAGGAGGCCCUCGCGCUACGGCUGGACGCCCCGGACAGGCCUGCCGAGCGCAUCAAGGCACGGGAGCAGGCGGCCAAAGCCCCGCAGGUGCACCAGCCUCGUGCUGCUCUCGUCUUGUCUCGCCGAACAUGGUGGCGACGCCCCGUGCGCGUGCUCCGCUCCUGCCUGGCGUCGUGCAAGCCCGGGCUCCUGCACCAGCUCGACUGGCCGAAUUACUUCCGCCCGUACCUGGAGGGCGGAGGGUUUAUGCAGCCCCGACUCGCCCUCAAGAUUUGCUGGGCCGAGGAGCUGCGUAUCCGCCGCGCGCUGGUCCAGCGGGAGCUGGCCGACUCUGCAGGCGCGCCUCUCAACAUGCAGGAGGCCUCGCUGGAGAACAGCGCUGCCACCAUGGUUGCAGUUGCUCGGCAUCACGCGGAAACAAUUCAGAGCAUGCGCAGGACCUUCGCCAAGGAUAUGAACACCCGUAGCCACGCCUUCACGGCAGAGAUGACGUGCAAGAUCGCCCGACUCGAGAGCGUUGUGGCCAACGCGGCUUUCCGGUCGAACACCAAAACGGUCAUGAAGGAUGGCAUUCCCAACCUUCCGAUUUCCGAGUGGAUUGUCAUGUCCUGCCUGGAGCUCACCUCCCAGACCCCCGUGGAGUCCGCCAGGCCGUUCGCAGCGAGAGAGACGAACCCAACGAAGUUCGCGAUGCCCACUACGACCUACGAGGAGUCGCUCCCCCUCGGCGCAUUCGGUGCCCUCGCUGGCCUGCGCAUGCUCGUACGCAGCCCUGUCACGGGUGAGGAGUGCAGGCGGCAAGUAGCAGACGUGAUUCGCAACUUCCUUUGCUUCUCGUGGUCGGCCCAGCUCUGCACCAAGUCAGCCAGGGAGUUGGGCAGGCCCUGGUCGGGGAACGAAGGUUUGCACACAGACGCCACGUGCGACCACAGGGAGCCAGCGAAUUGGUCCACGCAGCAGCCGCCGCCCGAGCAGAACGGGGUGCCCGGGCGCCCGGCGGUGGCCGCACGGGCGAUGCAGGCCAAUCCGAAGGUGGCGCACAUACAGCGCUUGAUGGCAGGCCUGCCAGGCUGGCGCGCAUGUGCGCUGAUCGCUGCUGCAGUGUCGGCGCUGGGCGCGCUCCCGCUCGGCACGGGCGCCUGCUUCGGCGUCCUCCAGCCGCCGGCGCGCCACCGGGGGCCCUUCGUGGGCCGCGCGCCCGCUCGCCGCGGCGCAGCGGCGCGGCCGUCCGAGAGGGCGGGCGGCGUGGCGGCCGGCGCUGCGGGCGAAGGCAUCGGCGAGCGCGCGGACAGCAGCCCGCGGUGGCCCCUGGCGGCGGCCGCGGCCGGGUGCCUCGCGGCCCUGCGGAAGCUGGCGGGCCACCGCCUGCGGCAGCCGGCGAAGAGGUCGCAGAGCCCGACGGCGGAGAUCGCCUUCGCGGUGGCCAUCUACGGCACGAUCCGGGCCGCGGUGGGCAGCUACCACCGGGCCACGGAGAACUGGGCCCUGCGCGAGGACCUGUUCCAGGAGAUGGCAGUGGUGCGCACUUACCAGAACUCCGUCGGGCCAUGGAUCACGUCAGGCUUGAUCGCGCUGGCCUUCAGCGUUCUGGUCGUUGUGGGCAUCAAGGCGUUCAUCAAGUCCAUGAAGGAGUGGGAGCAGCGGAAGGAGAUCGAGGAGAUGAACGCCAUGGGCACCGAAGAUGCCUUGUUCUUGAUGUCGACACCAGUUGAUGCAACGCCGCUGGAGAAGAAGAAGGAGAGGAUGAGGAAGCGGCUGACGCCUCUGCACCAGCGCAUCCUUGGCAACGUCAUGGACAAGCUGUGGCUGCUGCGCGUGGGCGCCUGCGUCGGCUACCUGCUGCCGCUGCUGAACGUGCUGGAUUUCGGCGAGAUCGCGGUGUCACUUUAUCCCUACGCCAUGGGGGUACCGCCUAGCGAGCCGAUUGUUAACUUCAUGCAGACCAAGCUGGGGAUGAAAUACCUGUACAAUGCGUACCUAAAAUCGGGAUACUACUUCCUGAUCGUGUGGUUUGUUUUCAUCCAGCUCGCCGUGCGCAACAAGGCCGCUCCCUUCUACGUGCGCUUCCACUCGUCGCAGGCCAUCCUCAUCUCGAUGCUGCUCGGAGUGCCUCAGCAGGUCUUCUUCGCGGUGCUGAACCCUUGGGAGUCGGGCCUUAUGGUUCAGAAGUUCAUGUACCACAGUAUGAACUCGAUCUUCCUGUUCAUCCUGGUGUUGGUCCUGUGGUGCUGCGCGAAUGCUCUGCUGAAGAGAACGAUGAAGGAUCUCGAUAUUUCUCUCAUGCCUCUGGUGUCGGAGGCUGCUGUCAUGUGGGCUGGCAAGGAGUAG